AUGAGAAACUUAUCUACAUCGAAGAUAAGGUUCCGAGAGGUUCCUAGAACUACAAAUGAGUAUAGAGCUGCUGCCCCAACUGAUGUAAUAAUACCCUCAUCAACUCCAUUAGAGGAUCUUUUAAGUACUGCUUGGGUCAGGCAUCACCUUUACAUGAUUGGAUCGGAUCUAAUUCGUCUCAAACUCUACCAGAAGUUGACACAUCUAAUAGACUUUGGUGGCGGACCUCUUAUCAAGAAUAUUGUCUUCGACUUGAGCACAUUCCUUAAGAGGGAGUUAGGAAGUGCUAGUUCCCUAAGUAAGACACCAAACAACGUGCGCGGCAUAAACAAUAGUGAGUCAAUUGCAGACCAGUUGAGGGAGUUGGCAUAUUUUGGUUCCAAUGUUGAUGGUGUAGAAGAGUCGAUUUAUACUAAGUAUAAUAUUCCUGAUUUCAGAUGGCUCUAUAUUACACUUGGAUACAUGGUUAUGUCACAGCCAAAGGUUCGUACAGAUGAGAUGACAGAUCAAAUAAUUGAUAUAUAUAUUAAAUCUAAAAAUGCACCAUACCUUCAUAACGGUAGUGAGUCGAAGCAGGAAUCCGAUUCAGCGUCUAUCUUGAACGCAACCAAGGAGUACUACAUGGAGGUGCCCAUAAAUUAUGAUAAACUUUACGAUACUAGUACUACAAGGUUUAUAACACUUCAUGAGACUAAGGACUACCAUAUAGAGUUACCCCCUUUACCAAAACUUCACAAUAGAGAGAAUUUGGUCAAGGCACUCAUACAUAAGGAGCUUUACAGGGCAUUGAUCGAACCAGAGCACACUUUUGCAAAGAAAUUGCUUGAUUUGAACAUUGACCUCAACAGCCCUUCCACCAAGGAUACACUCAAGUACGAGCUUUCCUUCUUGGAUGGUCUUGGUGACCUCUACCUUGCUAGAGAAUCAUCUAACCUAUUGUAUAAGUUUAGAGGGGUUCCUCCUCUCAAUCCCAGUGGUGAUGAUACAUUCGGAACGAGAACAUAUAACCAGCUUCGUAUCAUACUCUCUACCAAUACAUUGCUUUCAAAGUUGACUAUUGCUUACAAGUUACAUGAGGGCUUAGUCGAUACUGGUGUUCAUAAUUUAUUGACCACGUCCUACGUUCCAAAUAUGGACAGAUGGGAAGAGGAUGACUUUGAGGAUGAUGAUAGUAAGAGGUAUGAACAGGAAUUUUUGGCAGAUUAUUUUGAGCAGUAUAUUGGUGCCUUAUUCCUAGAGCAGCCAGAAGUUGCACAUUCAUUCAUUCUGCUGAUUUAUGAAAAUGUAUUACUUCUGAUAUCGGAUGUGCACACGCUUAUCACCAAGAGGAAGAGGAAGUACAAUUUAUCAUACAAUUACAGGGCUUGGUCUGUAGAUGUCAUUGGUAGAAAUAUAUGGAGGUAA
Molecule: messenger RNA, 1404 nt
Organism: Dujonia railenensis
Lineage: Eukaryota; Fungi; Ascomycota; Pichiomycetes; Serinales; Debaryomycetaceae
Source: the annotation of a GenBank genome assembly